Bemisia tabaci is the source of this 945-nucleotide messenger RNA. Lineage: Eukaryota; Metazoa; Arthropoda; Insecta; Hemiptera; Aleyrodidae. The record is from RefSeq and is a predicted model, not a curated record.
AUGAAUCUAAGUAUGCACGGUCACAGAGUCACUGUUUUGGGGGUAUACGGGGUCAAUGAUGAUAAAAUCGCACUUAAGGAUCAGUUUUUUGAAGAACUGGACGAGGAGGUAGUGAAGGUAGGACCUGGGAGAGAAGUCCUUGUGUUGGGAGAUCUAAAUGGAAGAACGGGAUCCCGGGUGAACAGUAAAAUCGUUGGCCCGUUCGAUGAAGUUACGGUGAACGACAACGGAAGCCGCAUUAUCGACGUUUGCGAGCAGAGGGAAUUAAAAGUAUUGAACGGGUUUUACCAACACAAGGAUAUUCACAAAUAUACUUGGGUCCAACCUACCCGCGGCUUAAGAUCCAUCAUUGACUACGUGCUCGUUAAACAGGUAACAAACCUGAAGAUUCAGCAGGUGAGGGUAUGUAGAGGACUCUCCUGCAGUAGUGACCACUAUUUCCUCAGAGCGGAUGUAGCCUUUCCCGCUCGUGUGUCGCAGAACGAUCAAAGCGACAAUCAACAACCGCAGCGACAACGCGUACAUCAAGUCCAGUACAACAUCGAUAGCCUAAAGCACCCGAGUGUCAAGGCUCUGUACGCAAAGCGCCUGGAUGAAAAGUUAGGAGAUGCGUGCGAUGGCAGUACGGAAGAGCGGUAUGAAUUCAUUAAGAAUUGCGUUCACACGGCGGCAGCGGAGGCCCUGGGGGUUUCUGAACAAAAAACUGAUAACAGAAAACCGUACUGGUGGGAUGCGGAGGUAGAGGAGGAAAUAAAUGUGAAAAGGAAUAGGUAUCAUCAGUUUCUCUCUUCCCAAAAGUUGGAUGAUAAAAUCAUGUACAGACAGGCUCAAGCAAGAGUCCGUCGGGUAAUCACUCGGAAGAAGAAUGAGGCUUGGGAAGAAAGCUGCAUGAAGAUAAAUACCUACCUUGGAGGCCGGAAAAGUAUACGGAAGGCUGGAAAGUGA